Messenger RNA from Penicillium malachiteum, 4338 nucleotides. Its product is annotated as DNA-directed DNA polymerase alpha catalytic subunit POL1. The transcript has 7 exons. Lineage: Eukaryota; Fungi; Ascomycota; Eurotiomycetes; Eurotiales; Aspergillaceae. Gene Ontology annotation, cellular component: alpha DNA polymerase:primase complex. Gene Ontology annotation, molecular function: DNA replication origin binding; purine nucleotide binding; pyrimidine nucleotide binding. The coding region runs from base 1 to 4338 and encodes 1445 amino acids. The record is from RefSeq and is a predicted model, not a curated record. Gene Ontology annotation, biological process: lagging strand elongation; mitotic DNA replication initiation; DNA replication.
AUGCCUUCUGCUCGUGACAGACUGGCUGAGCUUCGGGCUCUUCGUGCCUCCGGAAAAAAGCGUCUGUCCACUUACGAGGUCGAGGAGCAGGGAGACAUUUACGAAGAAGUCGACGAUGAUGGCUACAAGAAGAUUAUUCGCAGCCGACUAGACGAGGACGACUUUGUAGUCGACGACAACGGUGCCGGGUACGCAGACGAUGGUCGAGAAGUUUGGAACGAACGCACAGCCGAAUACGACAGCGAUGACAGUGAUGAAUUGCCUGCGCGCGGCAAAGCCGCCAAGCGAAAGCGCGAAGAAGAGAAAGAGCGCAAGGAGAAGAUCAAUAAUGGUAUCUCGAAAUACUUCAACAGUGGAAAUGCUUCAGCUUCAGCGCCAAAACCCAAACCGGUUGCGACUGCUGCAGAUGAUGCCUUCAUGGCAGACCUUCUCGGUGAAGUCGACACCAACGUUGUCUCCCAUAAUGCUCCUACGCGAAACAUUGUGAAAUCAGAGGCCCGACGAAAAGUUCGUGUACUUUCACCACCCCUAUCCGAGAAGCGACGCCGUGAGAAAAUCGAAUCGAAAAUUGAGAACGAUAUUCCAAGCUCCCCGCCAAAAGACCACCCAGCACUUUCUGACGGUAUCGAUGAUGCUCCCCUGGAUAUUGACGACGACGACGUCUUCAUGGGUGAUCCAAUGCCCUCUUCUCCAAUCAGCAAGGCCGUGGAGCGCAAGAUCACAGUUCCCAUCAAGAAAGAAGAAUUUGAGGAUGACGAUAUCGAUAUGAUGGAUGUCGCAGAGGCGACUGUAUCCACAAACAGCAAGACGGCAAACAUCAAUAUCACGGGAAGUCGACCUCCUCCAAAGAUCAAGAAGGAGAUUGUGACCACACCUGUGAACUCAUCGCCCAUCAAAGCUGCACCAGAAAUUCUCGAUGCUAGCUGGAAUGAUGUGAGAAGCAAGUUGAAUGUUCUCAGUAGUCCCGCACCAGACAUGCGUUCUUUUGGAAAGCUGAGAGCCCAGGAUGUAGUCGAGGAAGAUGGCAGCUUGCGCUUUUUCUGGCUUGAUUUCACCGAGGUGAACGGCAGUCUAUGCUUGUUUGGAAAGGUUAAGAACAAGGAAAACGGCUCCUACGCCAGUGCUUUCGUCAAAGUCGACAAUAUUCUCCGAAAGCUAUACUUCCUCCCCCAAGGACGAGAGACCGAGGAAGAAGUCGGCAUGGAGGAUGUUUAUGAGGAAGUGGAUCAAUUGAUGUCUCGUUUGAAGGUCGGCAUGCACAAGAUCAAACCUUGCACCCGCAAAUAUGCCUUUGAAAUGCGUGGUGUUCCUAAGGAGGCGGAAUAUUUGAAGUUACUAUACCCAUACGAUAAACCCGUCCUCGCGUUGGAAACCAAGGGUGAGACAUUCUCCCACGUCUUUGGAACCAAUACCUCCCUCUUUGAGCAAUUUGUCCUGUGGAAGAACAUCAUGGGUCCAUGCUGGCUUAAGAUCGAUGAAGCCGACUUCUCUGCCGUUCACAAUGCAUCCUGGUGCAAGUUCGAGUGCCAGGCAGCCAAGCCACAGCUCAUCACUCCUGUUCCAGACACAGAGAAUCUAGAGGUGCCACCUUUGACCUUGAUGUCUCUUUCCUUCCGAACCCAGCUCAACGUGAAGGAGAACAAGCAAGAGAUUCUGGUGGCAAGUGCGCGAGUGUACGAGAAUGUUUCUCUCACUGACACUACACCACCGGAAAGACUUCCCUGUAAGACAUUUACUGUGAUGCGACCGUCUGGAUCUUCAUACCCAAUGCACUUUGAAGCCGAGUGUCGAAAGCAGAGGGGAACAAUCAUGCUUGAGAAAAGUGAACAGUUCCUGCUCAGCAAGUUCCUGGCCAUGUUUGAGAAGAUGGACCCGGAUGUCAUUAUGGGUCACCAGCUGCAGGAUGUCGAUCUAGGCAUUCUUCUCAACCGUUUGCGAGAGAAGAAGACCCCUGGCUGGCACCGUGUUGGGCGACUCAAGCGUGGAGAUUGGCCCAAGAACUACAGUAAGCACGGUAGUUUCUUUGCCGAGAGACAACUUAUUGCUGGACGACUAAUGUGUGACUUGGCCAAUGAUAUGGGCAAGUCUUUGAUGAUGAAAUGUCAAUCCUGGAAUUUGACUGAAAUGUGUCAGCUUUACCUUGGUGAAGGCAACGCCCGUCAGGACUUAGAUGCUGAGGCGGCUUUGAAAUCAUGGGCCUCAACCAAAGAAGGCCUGAUGAACUUUGUCAAUCACUGCGAUACUGACACCUACUUUGUUGCUGCCCUGGUACUACGCCUGCAGAUGCUGCCUCUCACUAAGGUUCUCACAAACAUCGCUGGUAACUCGUGGGCUCGUACUCUCAGUGGUACUCGCGCAGAGCGUAAUGAGUACAUUCUGCUCCACGAAUUCCACCGUAACAAGUAUAUCUGCCCAGACAAAUACUCUUCUCGCUUGCAGAAAGCAGAAGAGAAGGAGGGAGAUGAUGAAGAUGCUGGCGACAAGAAGAAGAAGGACAAGUACAAGGGUGGUCUCGUCUUUGAGCCCGAAAAGGGUCUCUAUGACCGAUUCAUUCUGGUCAUGGACUUCAACAGUCUGUAUCCUUCCAUUAUUCAGGAGUACAACAUCUGUUUCACUACAGUUGAUCGCACAUCUUCGGCCGAGAACGAAAAUGAAGAGAAGGUUCCCGAAGUUCCGUCCUCAGAUCAAGAGCAGGGUAUUCUCCCGAAGCUCAUUGCAACCUUGGUCGGUCGUCGACGUGAAGUGAAGAAGCUGAUGAAGGACAAGCGCGCCACUCCUGAACAGCUCGCUCUGUGGGAUACCAAGCAACUUGCUUUCAAGCUCACGGCCAAUUCUAUGUACGGUUGUUUAGGUUACACGCAGAGUCGAUUCUAUGCCCGUCCUUUGGCCAUGCUUACCACCUUCAAGGGUCGUGAGAUUCUGAGGAGCACCAAGGAUUUGGCAGAGAGCAGACAACUUCGUGUCAUCUAUGGUGAUACUGAUUCCGUCAUGAUCAAUACCAACAUGGACACCAUCAGUGAAGCUCUCAAGGUCGGUGAAGAGUUCAAGAAGUCAGUCAACGAGAGGUAUAAGUUGCUGGAGAUUGACAUUGACAAUGUCUUCCGCCGACUAUUGCUGCAUGCCAAGAAGAAGUAUGCUGCUGUGAACCUGACAGAGAUUGAUGGCAAGUAUGUUGAGAAACUUGAGGUUAAGGGUCUGGACAUGAAGAGACGUGAAUAUUGUGCUCUCUCAAAGGAGGUCUCCCAAAGACUUCUGAAUGAGAUUCUUUCUGGUGAAGACCAGGAGAUUGUUCUCAAUAAUAUCCACGACUAUCUGCGCGAACUCGCUGAGAAGAUGAAGGAGUUCACUAUUCCAACUCAGAAAUAUGUCAUUUACACGAAACUUUCAAAGCGACCCGACGAGUACCCUAACAAGGAGACCAUGCCUCCAGCACAAGUUGCUCUUCGGGAUAUUGCCCGAGGAAAGACAAUUCGACCCAAUGAUGUUAUCUCAUACAUUGUGACAAGCGGUGAUGCUGAAACAUCUUCUCUGGCACCCGCCAAGCGAUCGUACACCCCACAAGAUGUGUUGAAGCCGAACUCAGGGCUCAAGCCCGAUGUCGAUUUCUACAUUCUGAAACAAAUCUUCCCUCCCAUUGAGCGUCUGUGCGCCCCGAUCCCAGGUACCGAUGCCGUCCGUCUGGCCGAAUGCUUGGGACUGGAUACUCGCAAAUACCAAAUCAAUACAUCCAGUUCAAGCAAUCAGCAAAAUGCAGAGAUCUUCCCACUGGAGUCACAGAUUCCAGACGCGGUCCGUUUUGCCGAUGCAGCCCGAUUCAGCCUGAGAUGCCGAUCCUGCAAGGAGCAAUCUGUAUUUGAGGGCUUGGCAGGUUCAUCGCAAAUGUGCACUGCCAAUGGCAUCGUCUGCCCUAAUGAGACUUGCCAGAUGCCUUUUUCAGUCAUCAGCAUCGUUGCGCAGUUGGAGAACCAGAUCCGUGAGCAGACCGCCCGCUACUACGAGGGCUGGCUUGCUUGCGAUGACUCUGCGUGUGGUAAUCGCACCCGCCAAAUCAGCGUGUAUGGACAUCGCUGUUUGGGAACCCCGGGGUCGUGCCGAGGGCUGUUCGGGUCGCAUGUCAUGUACAACCAGUUGCUGUACUUUGCUGGUCUGUGGGAUGUGGACAAGGCCAAGGCUGCCUCAAGCAAGGAGACUGGCGAGAAGAAGGACAGCAUUUCUGCCUUGGCUGAGUUCAACCGGAAUCGGUUUGAAACAAUCAAGACUGUGGCAGAAGGCUAUCUUAAGAAGUGUGGUCGACAAUGGGUCGAGAUGGACAGUUUGUUCCACUUCAUGAUACAAUGA